GCUCUUUCACUUCCUCACAGUCUACGUCUCCAUCUCUGUCUUUAAUGGAGAGGGCGGCGUUCCUCAAUUUCACAAACGCCAUUGAUUUCUUGACGUUCUCUCAGGCUCCUAUUAACUGCGCAGAUCCCGAGGCCUUCUCCAAACCUUCCUCGUGUUCUUCGUUUCUGAGAUAGAACUAUUGGUCAAUGAUAUUCAGCUCAUAGCUUUAUGAAGACUGAGCAGUGAAGAAUCUGGUGAUCAAUUUGAAGCUAUAGGUUAAAAAUGACUUCAGCAGGCAAAGCAGAUAGGAAGGCAUCUCUUGAUGCUGCAUCAUGGUUGUUCAAUGUUGUGACAUCUGUUGGAAUAAUCAUUGUCAAUAAAUCAUUGAUGGCUACUCAUGGGUUCAGUUUCGCUACAACAUUAACGGGUCUGCAUUUUGCCACAACAACCUUACUGACAGUUAUUCUCAAGUGGCUGGGAUAUAUACAGCCCUCUCAGCUACCAUUGCCUGAUCUUUUGAAGUUUGUUUUAUUUGCGAAUUUCUCCAUAGUCGGAAUGAAUGUGAGUUUAAUGUGGAACUCUGUGGGAUUCUAUCAGAUCGCAAAGCUAACUAUGAUCCCAGUAUCAUGUUUUCUAGAAGUUGUCUUGGACAAUGUUCGAUACUCAAGGAGCACAAAACUAAGCAUAACAUUGGUUCUCCUCGGUGUUGCAGUUUGUACUGUUACUGAUGUGAGUGUCAAUGCCAAGGGUUUUAUAGCUGCUUUAGUGGCAGUUUGGAGCACUUCCCUGCAACAGCAUUAUGUACACUCUCUGCAACGGAAGUAUUCGCUUGGAUCUUUCAACUUAUUGGGACAUACUGCGCCAGUACAGGCAGCAUCUUUGCUGAUAUUGGGGCCCUUCUUGGACUACUGGUUGACAAAUAAAAUAGUUUAUGCGUAUGACUAUCAUUUGAUAUCCAUGUCGUUAAUUGUCCUGUCUUGCACCAUUGCGGUAGGGACCAACCUCAGCCAGUUCAUCUGCAUUGGUAGAUUUACGGCUGUGUCAUUUCAAGUCCUUGGCCAUAUGAAGACAAUUCUAGUCUUGAUCCUAGGGUUCAUUUUCUUCGGUAAAGAGGGUCUCAAUCAUCAAGUAGUUAUGGGUAUGUUCAUUGCGAUAUUGGGAAUGAUCUGGUACGGCAACGCCUCAUCCAAGCCAGGGGGCAAGGAGCGUCUUCCAAGCAGCAAAUCCCAAAAGAACAGUGCUUUAUCAGAAUCUUCUGAAGUCGAUGAGAAGGUAUAGAAUUCAGCGACAGGUUGUGACAACAGUCGGGGAUAAAUCUAAAAAGAGAGUGAGAGAGAGCAACAUAGAACAGCUGAUUCAAGGAGUUUCUUCACAACCAGAAAGCCAGAUCCCUUGAUUAUUAUACUUUUUUUGUUUUCACCAUAGUUCAUAUUUGUGUUCUUGAAUUUAGUCAAAGCGAAAGUUCCCAUUGCAUGGGUGUAAAAUUUCAGCCCCUGGAAGUUACCUUGUACCACAGGUUAUUUUUUUAUAGUAAUUUGUUUAAAUUUGUUUAUUAAAUUAAUUUCAGACCAUCUAAUGUGAGGUAAUAACAUGUGGUAAACUCUAUUUUGACAGAA
Messenger RNA from Prunus mume (Japanese apricot), 1595 nucleotides. RefSeq names its product nucleotide sugar transporter-KT 1 (gene NST-K1). NCBI's taxonomy places the organism in Eukaryota, Viridiplantae, Streptophyta, Magnoliopsida, Rosales, Rosaceae. The record is from RefSeq and is a predicted model, not a curated record.